This is a messenger RNA of Chrysochloris asiatica (Cape golden mole), 879 nucleotides long. It is a transcript of the gene KRT33A, whose product is annotated as keratin 33A. NCBI's taxonomy places the organism in Eukaryota, Metazoa, Chordata, Mammalia, Afrosoricida, Chrysochloridae. The transcript has 6 exons. The record is from RefSeq and is a predicted model, not a curated record. Gene Ontology annotation, molecular function: structural molecule activity.
AUGACUGAUGAACACCAGUCGUACACCUGCUUCCUGUCCAACAUGAGCUGCCGCACAAGCUGUUCUGCCCGGCCCUGUCUGCCCCCCAGCUGCCAUGGAUGCACCCUGCCUGGGGCCCGCAACAUCCCUUCCUCUGGGGGCAUGGGUGGCUCACUGUGUGGGGGCUCCUUCAAUGGCAAUGAGAAGGAGACCAUGCAGUUGCUGAAUGACCGCCUGGCCAGCUACCUGGAGAAGGUGCGCCAGCUUGAGCAGGAGAAUGCAGAGCUGGAGGGCCGCAUCCGUGAGUUUUCCCAGAAGCAGAUGCCCUAUGCAUCCCCGAACUACCAGUCCUACUUCCAGACCAUCGAGCAGCUCCAGAAGAAGGUGAGGAUGUACCAGGCAGAACACUCCAUGAGACAGCUGGUGGAGGCUGACAUCAACAGCCUGCACAGGAUGCUGGAUGAGCUGACCCUGUGCAAGUCCGACCUGGAGUCCCAGGCGGAGUCUCUGAAGGAGGAGCUGUUGCAGCUCAAGCAGAACCAUGAGCAGGAAGUCAAUGCCCUGAAGAGCCAACUUGGUGAGCGCCUCAAUGUGGAGGUGGAUGCUGCCCCCAAUGUGGACCUGAACCGUGUGCUGAAUGAGAUGAGGUCUCAGUAUGAGGCCCUGGUGGAGAAUAACCGCAAGGACGUGGAAGAAUGGUUUGCCAAACAGACUGAGGAACUGAACAAGCAGGUGGCAUCCAGCUCGGAGCAGCUGCAGUCCAGCCAGGCUGAGAUCAUGGAGCUGAAACGCACUGUUAGCUCCCUGGAGAUCGAGCUGCAGGCCCAGCACAACCUGGUGAGUACUGUUCAGAUGUCCUGCUGAGAAAUGCAAAGCCAGGGAAUUCAGUCUCUGGGCUAA